Messenger RNA from Toxotes jaculatrix (banded archerfish), 2018 nucleotides. RefSeq lists its product as uncharacterized. Gene Ontology annotation, cellular component: endoplasmic reticulum. The record is from RefSeq and is a predicted model, not a curated record. Lineage: Eukaryota; Metazoa; Chordata; Actinopteri; Toxotidae. Gene Ontology annotation, biological process: endoplasmic reticulum unfolded protein response. The coding region runs from base 205 to 405 and encodes 66 amino acids. The transcript is spliced from 4 exons.
CUCGCUCAGCUAGCAGCUAGCUACCCGUUAGCAUUCAUUCGGACUCUACCUGCCCAUCAACACGGAAAUUAACCUGGCCCACACUGCCCUCCCUCCAGCGGGACGCUUUCACCGGCACCGGCCUCGCCUACGCUGCUUUCUCCUCUUCCCGGUUUUUCCCGGCUCUUCGUCCUCCUGGUCCGGACUCUUCGUUAACCCCGAAACAUGUCGGCGGUGCAGCGGAUGAAAGUGGCCAACGAGCGGCACAGCAAGACGAUCACACAGCGGGGACACGUCCAGAAGACAUCGCGGCCUGUGAACGAUGAUAAGUCUCCGGUGGGUCCGUGGCUACUCGCCCUGUUCGUCUUUGUGGUUUGUGGAUCAGCCAUCUUCCAGAUCAUCCAGAGCAUCAGGCAGGGCAUGUGAUGACCUUUGACCCUGGAGCUGAGCCUGCCACAUGGAGACUCUGCUCCACACACACACACACACACACACACACUCACACACACACUCACACACACACACACACACACACACACACACACACACACACUCGUUCCUGUGGAGUUGAUAUCUGAGCUUUCUUCCCACUGUAAACAAACCUCUGUCUUUCUGCAGUAAACUGUGUUUUUGUUUUUUAUUUUCUUUAUUGUUGAUGAAGCUGAUCAGAUAUUGGUUAUUGAUUGCUGUUGGUUGUUGCUGAAGUCUUAAAUCAGAUUUUUAUUGUCUGUGCUGGGAAACGUUGGUCAGUGCUGGUCUGUGGCCGAGCGUCGGCUGCAGCUGGAGCUCAGAUCAGUGAAGUUCUUUGAGUUAAAGGAACAAGCUGCUGAUUUUCAUCUCAUUUCCCUCAGAAACAGCUGCUGACUCCUGUUUGUGGCUCUUUAGUUAAAGGUGCGUCGGAACGAGCGCUGCUGUAAGUGAAAGCUGAGUGAAGUCCAGGUAACGAAGUCACACAGGGACAUGGUGAGACAGAGGACAGGAUGUUUGUGCUUGCUGUUGAUAUUUCACAUUAAAAGCCUGAGUUAUGAACUCACUGUGAGGUCAGCCCUGAUCUCCAUAUUUAACCCACGCCAUCCUCCAGUGACGGCGUCCACGGUGAUUUAACAGCAGGGACGUGUCCUUUCAGCUCUGAGACAACUCUGAUUUUCUUAUAUGAUCCAAAUCACACGUUCUGUCUUUCUGUGCAACACAGACAACAUUCAGGUGUGUGGGAAGAUCAGAGCAGUGAGAAAACAUAAAAUGAUCCUCAGACGUUUGUGGAGUCGUGGAACGCUUCAGUCUGCUCAGACUCUGACUCGACUCUGACUCAGCCAAAGUCACGUUUCAGCUGUUACAGCCAUGAGAAGUCGAUGAAUUCAGGGAUUCAUUGCAGCUGUUUCAUGUCCAGCUGUUUGAACAGUGAUGGUCGGGAGGUUACCAGUUAAAAUCCAGCAUAGAGAGCAGCUGUGGAGUGAGAGCAUGCAGCGGCGAUGGGAAAUGAGAUGUGAGGGAGUUGUGUUUAGUGCCAGUUUGUGUUGUGUGUUUUUUUGUCUGCAGGGAUGAAAGGAUCAAAGAGGAUCUUCUGUGUGUUUUAAAUUUGCUCCAGACUUUGUCUCCUUCUCCCAGCAGGGACGUGCAGGACAGGAUUUGUCUUUAAUGAAUUAAAAGCAGCAGUUUUUUUUGGGCCUUUGUACGUCCGACGUUUUCAUAUAAAACAUCCCAGAAAACUUUUUUAUCUCCAGUUUCCUUUGUGUCAGGAUGUAAAAGGCUCCGGAGCAGAAUCGGUUCUUGUUCGAUGUAAAUAAUUCAAACCACACCCUCAGUAGUCAGACAGAAGCAGCACAGGUGAGGAGAAGCUCCGCCUUUAACACCUGCAGUCGAAGUUCGGCUCUCCGGCUCUCACCAACGUUUCCAGCGAGGAGACGGAAGCUGCAGCGUUUUGAAGCAGCUGGAGGUUUCUGUUGUUGGAGAGGUGACGCUGUCAGAGCGCUUCACUGAGCCUCCUGCUCGACCACAUGAUCCACUUUUAUACAAAUAAACCACAGAUAUUUUCUCUAAAA